UUCGGACUUGGGGUUAUUUAUUUGGGAAGCACCUGGACGGCGGAGCGAGUCGGCGUCAGUGGCUGCUGCAGACUGUGCUUUAAAAAAUUAAAAUAAAAUAAAGGAGGCGGAGGCGACGUUUGUGGCUGCAGCGCCAGCGCCAGCGAGGGAUGGGAGCGCCGAGGCUCCGGGGCGCAGGCCGGAGCUGCCGAGCUUUCCCGGCGCGGCGAGAGUGCUGAGAAAGGAGAGCGUCCGGGCCCCCGCAGCUGGCUCCAGAGGCGCGGGCAGGGUUUUUGUUCGACUGCACUAAGCGUCUGGCAGCCUGGGCGAACAACUCCAGUUUCAACGACAACCCACCUUCCAGCAGCCCAGGGAGACUUCGGCUGCUGCGUCUGUCCUAUUGUUUAGACACUUGCCAGGGGCUCCAGAGCAGCAGACCCCGCUCACUGUCGCCGCCAUCCCUCUCCCCCACCUUCUUCCAGAGAACCGGAGCCGAGGAAAGCAGCCGGGAGAGGGGAAGGGGAGGCGAGGGCGGACUGCCUGGACUGCGGCCGCCGGGUCAGGUGCAGCGGCGGGAGCCGGGCGGCGUCUCCACGUCGGCGAGAGGACUCCUGCCGCGGCCGUGGGAGACAGGAUCCCCAGCCUGGGAAAAGUUCCUGCACUUUGAGAAGGACGACCCACUUGUGGGAGGCUAUCCAGGGGCGGCAGAGAAGCCGCGCCUGGCCCGAAGCUGGCUGUUGUUUCCUCCACCUUUGCCAUCAGGUGUCUGCAGUGUAUCCGGGAGACGACGGAGGCUGACACAGGCGUGCACGCGCCACUGCCACUCAGCUGGGGACCGGUCUCCGGCCGCAGUAGCGGUCUCGGCCGCUCGCCUGCUGCCUCGCCAUCCUUCAGACAUCCCAGCGGUACGCGGGCGCGGACACCACCUUAGCCGGUCCCCUCCUUCCGGCCUGCCUGCUUGGUGGCAAGUCCUGAGCCAGCCCUUGCCCACUCUGUAUUCGCGGGAACCAUCUUCCUCAACUUGGCCUCUUGGAUUUGCUCUGCUGGGGUUCUGACUAGUGGAUAUCCCUUUCCGAGCUGCAGUGGUCUUACUGGACUGCCCUUUUGUCUUUCCGCGUGACCUCAGGGCAGGCUUUGGUGCAGAGCGUCGCCAAGGACGCCCGGCGGGAGGCGGGACUGGCGAGACUUCCCCCAGCGAGUGCAUGUGUGUUUGCAAACCAUCCUGGGCGAGGACCAGUCCCGGCUGCCUCGGUGCUACCGGUUGGGUGGAGGCCGCGUGAGUGAGCCGAGCUCUGCGCCGCCCCGCGCCCCUUCAGGCUGCGCAAACGCCCCGUGCGCCCCCGCGCGCGCCAUGCCCAGUGGCUCGGCGCGCUCUGCUCUGGGCCCGCGGGGCUCCCGCGCCUUCUAGCUUUAAAAAGCUCACUUUCUCAGGACCACCAUUACCAUCGAGCUCUCAUCUUCCGCCUGGGACUCUCUACACUGGGAUCGGAUUUGCACAAGAGUACGUGGGUUUAGAGUAACCGCCCCCGCCCCCGCAACUGCGUCUUCGCGGUGGUUGGACGCCCGGGAGCUUUUAGCGACAAGCCAAGUUGAUCCUUGUGAGACGGAAGACGCAGUGAUCUCUCCGCUUCUAUCUGGAUCUCCUCUCAGCUUUGGCCAGGCCGUUUGAGUUUCAGGUUCUAAAGUUACCCACGGAAAGGACAGAGAGGGAGGGUAAAGACGUGUGCUUCUACUGGCUCGACUCCUUUGAAUAUUACUACUGCUCCAUACUAUUUUGAGCCCAUUUUCCCCGGGGCACCCUGACCCCGCGCCAAGCGCUGGGCCUCAGACCCUGCGUGGAUCCCUGGGAGCGGCGACCUAAGAGAAACCCCAGCGCCCACGAGCGAGGAGGCGGCGGGGGAAGAUGCGCGGCGCGCAUUGGCAGACGCUGUCCCUGUCGCUGGUGGUAGUGCUGGCGGUCCUGGACGAGGUGGCGACUCAGGCGUGCCCGGCGCAGUGCUCCUGCUCCGGCAGCACCGUGGACUGUCACGGGCUGGCGCUGCGCAGCGUGCCCAGGAAUAUCCCCCGCAACACCGAGAGGCUUGACCUGAAUGGAAAUAACAUCACACGGAUUACGAAGACUGAUUUUGCUGGUCUCAGGCACCUCCGAGUUCUUCAGCUUAUGGAGAACAAGAUUACUGCAAUUGAAAGAGGAGCAUUCCAAGACCUUAAAGAACUGGAGAGACUGCGUUUAAACAGAAAUCACCUUCAGCUGUUUCCAGAGUUGCUGUUUCUUGGCUGUUCGAAGCUAUACAGGCUUGAUCUCAGUGAAAAUCAAAUUCAGGCUAUUCCAAGGAAGGCGUUUCGUGGGGCAGUGGACAUAAAAAAUUUGCAACUGGAUUACAACCAGAUCAGCUGUAUUGAAGAUGGGGCGUUUAGGGCUCUCCGGGACCUGGAAGUGCUCACUCUCAACAAUAACAACAUUACAAGACUGUCCGUUGCAAGUUUCAAUCAUAUGCCUAAACUUAGGACUUUUCGACUGCAUUCCAACAACUUAUACUGUGACUGCCACCUGGCCUGGCUCUCGGACUGGCUUCGUCAAAGGCCCCGGGUGGGGCUGUACACUCAGUGCAUGGGGCCUUCCCACCUGAGAGGUCACAACGUGGCAGAGGUUCAAAAACGAGAAUUUGUCUGCAGUGGUCACCAGUCCUUUAUGGCCCCAUCCUGCAGUGUUUUGCAUUGCCCUGCUGCUUGUACCUGUAGCAACAACAUCGUAGACUGUCGCGGGAAGGGUCUCACUGAGAUCCCCACCAACCUGCCGGAGACCAUCACGGAAAUACGUUUGGAACAGAACUCAAUCAAGGUUAUUCCUCCGGGAGCUUUCUCACCAUAUAAGAAGCUUAGAAGAAUUGACCUGAGCAAUAAUCAGAUCUCCGAGCUGGCACCCGACGCCUUCCAAGGCCUGCGCUCUCUCAAUUCACUUGUUCUCUACGGAAAUAAAAUCACGGAACUACCAAAAAGUUUAUUUGAAGGAUUGUUCUCUUUACAGCUACUAUUAUUGAAUGCCAACAAGAUAAACUGCCUUCGGGUAGAUGCUUUUCAGGAUCUCCACAACUUGAACCUUCUCUCCUUAUAUGACAACAAGCUUCAGACCAUUGCCAAGGGGACCUUCUCACCUCUCCGUGCCAUUCAAACAAUGCAUCUGGCCCAGAACCCCUUUAUCUGUGACUGCCACCUCAAGUGGCUGGCGGAUUAUCUCCACACCAACCCCAUUGAGACCAGUGGUGCCCGUUGUACCAGCCCCCGCCGCCUGGCAAACAAAAGAAUUGGACAGAUCAAAAGCAAGAAGUUCCGUUGUUCAGCUAAAGAACAGUAUUUCAUUCCAGGUACAGAAGAUUAUCGAUCAAAAUUAAGUGGAGACUGCUUCGCAGACUUGGCUUGCCCUGAAAAGUGCCGCUGCGAAGGAACCACAGUAGAUUGCUCCAAUCAAAAACUCAACAAAAUCCCUGAUCAUAUUCCCCAGUACACUGCAGAGCUGCGUCUCAAUAAUAAUGAAUUUACAGUGUUGGAAGCCACAGGAAUCUUUAAGAAGCUUCCUCAGUUACGUAAGAUCAAUUUUAGCAACAAUAAGAUUACAGAUAUUGAGGAGGGAGCAUUCGAAGGCGCAUCUGGAGUGAAUGAAAUACUUUUCACCAGUAACCGCUUGGAAAACGUUCAGCAUAAGAUGUUCAAGGGAUUGGAAAGCCUCAAAACUCUGAUGUUGCGAAGUAAUCGAAUAAGCUGUGUAGGAAAUGACAGCUUCAUAGGACUCAGUUCUGUGCGUUUGCUUUCUCUGUAUGAUAAUCAGAUCACUACAAUUGCACCUGGGGCAUUUGAUACUCUCCAUUCUUUAUCUACUCUAAACCUCUUGGCCAAUCCUUUUAAUUGUAACUGCUACCUGGCGUGGUUGGGAGAGUGGCUCAGGAAGAAAAGAAUCGUGACAGGAAACCCUCGGUGUCAGAAACCGUACUUCCUCAAAGAAAUCCCCAUCCAAGAUGUGGCCAUUCAGGACUUCACUUGCGAUGAUGGAAAUGAUGACAACAGUUGUUCUCCACUCUCCCGUUGCCCCACGGAAUGUGCCUGCUUGGACACCGUAGUUCGCUGUAGCAACAAAGGCUUGAAGGUCUUGCCGAAAGGUAUUCCAAGAGAUGUCACUGAGCUGUACUUGGAUGGGAACCAAUUUACACUGGUUCCCAAAGAACUAUCUAACUACAAGCAUUUAACGCUUAUAGACUUGAGUAACAACCGAAUAAGCACACUGUCUAAUCAGAGCUUCAGCAACAUGACUCAGCUUCUCACCUUAAUUCUUAGUUACAACCGUCUGAGAUGUAUUCCACCUCGAACCUUUGAUGGAUUGAAGUCUCUUCGAUUACUAGCAAUUGGAGCCAACCCUCUUUACUGUGAUUGUAACAUGCAGUGGCUAUCCGACUGGGUGAAGUCGGAAUAUAAGGAACCAGGAAUCGCCCGCUGCGCAGGUCCGGGAGAAAUGGCCGAUAAGCUGCUGCUCACAACUCCCUCAAAAAAGUUUCUAUGUCAAGGUCCUGUGGAUGUCAAUAUUCUGGCUAAAUGCAAUCCCUGCUUAUCAAAUCCAUGUAAAAAUGAUGGCACCUGUAACAAUGAUCCAGUUGACUUUUACCGGUGCACCUGUCCCUACGGCUUCAAGGGGCAAGACUGCGAUACCCCAAUCCAUGCGUGCAUCGGUAACCCAUGUAAACACGGAGGAACCUGCCACUUAAAGGAAGGAGAAAGGGAUGGAUUCUGGUGUAUUUGUGCUGAUGGAUUUGAAGGAGAAAACUGUGAGGUCAAUGUUGAUGACUGUGAAGAUAAUGACUGUGAAAAUAACUCCACAUGUGUUGAUGGAAUUAACAACUACACGUGCCUUUGCCCACCAGAGUACACAGGCGAGCUGUGUGAGGAAAAGCUGGACUUCUGUGCCCAGGACCUGAAUCCAUGCCAGCACGACUCCAAGUGCAUCCUGACACCCAAGGGAUUCAAGUGUGACUGCACCCCGGGUUACAUUGGUGAGCACUGUGACACGGACUUUGAUGACUGCCAAGACAACAAGUGUAAGAACGGUGCCCGUUGCACAGACGCAGUGAAUGGCUACACGUGCAUCUGCCCUGAAGGUUACAGUGGCUUAUUCUGUGAGUUUGCUCCACCCAUGGUGCUCCCUCGGACCAGCCCCUGUGAUAAUUUUGAUUGCCAGAAUGGAGCUCAGUGCAUCGUCAGGGUCAACGAGCCAGUGUGUCAGUGUUUGCCUGGCUACCAAGGCGAGAAGUGUGAAAAAUUGGUCAGUGUGAAUUUUGUGAACAAAGAGUCCUAUCUGCAAAUUCCUUCAGCCAAGGUCCAGCCGCAGACGAACAUUACUUUUCAGAUUGCCACGGACGAAGACAGUGGCAUACUCCUCUACAAAGGUGACAAAGACCACAUUGCGGUGGAACUCUACCGAGGACGAGUUCGUGCCAGCUACGACACUGGUUCUCACCCAGCUUCUGCCAUUUACAGUGUGGAGACAAUCAAUGAUGGAAACUUUCACAUUGUGGAGCUGCUUGCGUUGGACCAGAGUCUGUCUCUCUCUGUGGAUGGAGGAAGCCCCAAAAUCAUCACCAACUUGUCGAAGCAGUCCACUCUGAAUUUCGACUCUCCUCUUUAUGUAGGAGGCAUGCCUGGGAAGAACAAUGUGGCAUCUCUGCGCCAGGCUCCAGGGAAGAAUGGCACUAGCUUCCAUGGCUGCAUCCGGAACCUUUACAUCAACAGUGAGCUGCAGGACUUCCGGAAGGUGCCCAUGCAGACUGGCAUUCUGCCGGGCUGUGAGCCGUGCCACAAAAAGGUGUGUGCCCAUGGUAUGUGCCAGCCAAGCAGACAGUCAGGCUUCACCUGCGAGUGUGAAGAAGGAUGGAUGGGCCCUCUCUGUGACCAGCGGACCAAUGACCCUUGUCUUGGAAAUAAAUGUGUCCAUGGCACCUGCCUGCCCCUCAACGCGUUCUCCUACAGCUGUAAGUGCCUGGAGGGACAUGGAGGUGUCCUUUGUGAUGAAGAGGAAGACCUGUUCAGCCCUUGCCAAACCAUUAAGUGCAAGCACGGGAACUGCAGGCUCUCAGGACUGGGGCAGCCCUACUGUGAAUGCAGCAGCGGGUACACUGGGGACAGCUGUGAUCGAGAAAUCUCUUGCCGAGGGGAACGGAUAAGAGAUUACUUCCAAAAGCAGCAAGGCUAUGCCGCGUGCCAAACCAGCAAGAAGGUCUCCCGCUUGGAAUGUAAAGGCGGGUGCACCGGAGGGCAGUGCUGCGGGCCACUGCGGAGCAAGCGGCGGAAAUACUCUUUCGAGUGCACUGACGGGUCUUCGUUUGUGGACGAGGUUGAAAAGGUGGUGAAAUGCGGCUGCACGAGGUGCGCGUCCUAAGAGCUUGUCUGCAGCUGCUCCAGCUCGGGCAGAGGUUGUACAAGCUACUUCUUGACCAGGUUGGACUAAUUCAUGCUUCAUAGUGGAAAUAUUUGAAAUAUAUUGUAAAAUACAAAACAGACUUAUUUUUAUUAUGAGAAUAAAGACUUUUUUCUGCAGUUGAAAAAAAAUAGUAAUAAAAUAAAAGACAUGCUUGAGCUGAAGCGUCUCCUGUGCUGGAGAAGUGUGAAGCAAGCGAUCCCUGCAAGCAUCCGAGCCGGGCGGGGCGCGCUGCGACGGGAUGCGCCCUUGGAAGGCGCUGAAGGGCGGAGCAGCACACUCGGUGCCUGAAAGGCUGGUGAGCGACCCACCGCGCCCUGAGGUGAAAUCGCCGGAGCAGCAGACCCGCGUCCCUGGCCUCGCGCUGCCCACGCAGCUCGCGAGGACGCUGCGAGCACGCGCGUGUGGAUGAGUCUGCCGGACCAAGGAACGGAACCCGCGAACGCGCAGAGAAAGGAAGCGGAUGGGCAAGGACUUGUGCAAACCCUAGUCCCCCAAGACCCGCGCUCUCUUCUUCGGAGGAAAUGGGAGCGGCGCGCUAGGAUAUGUUUUACCUGCUUUUUAAAUGUCAGCAUGUCAGCAGAAGCAGCACACGAAAGUGAUCCUCUACCAUUUUCCAGUAUUAAUUUUUUUUGUAAUAUAAAUGAUAAAGGAGAUGAUAAAGAACCAAUAGAUUAUUGAUAAAGAAAUUAGUAAUAAUAUGAAUUUUUUGUUUCUAUAAGUUCUAAACAGCCCUAUACAGUAUUCACUUUCGACGAGGAAUAUUUAUUGUAUCAAAGUACAUUGUACUUAACGUUUUAGACCAUUCUUUUGCUGUUUCUCGAUGCUUUAAUAUAUAUUAAUUUAUAAUUGUCCUGAUAUUUUUGUACAUUUUUCAAACUUAAAAAAUAAAAUCAGGAUUUUUUUUUUUUUUUUUUUUUUUGGCAAUAGUACUAACAUAGGCUGUUAUCUCCGGAUAAAUAUAUGUUGGUCUGUUUGUUGGCCUUGAUAGGUGACCACUGUGCCACUGCCCAGUGGCAGUCACAUUCAGGACACCUGCGGAGUGUGUGGGACGUCCAGGAGUAGGAAAGGCACCUCUGCGGGCGGACUGUCCUCACAUGGACAGCAGCCCUUCCGCAAAUUGUCCCCACAGCAGAGAAGUGGUGUGUAGCCACCAGCGCUAGGAGUAGAUCUUUCACAAAUUAAUAUUUUCAUGGAUUCUGCCAUUCUCUUGUGGAGGUGGGAGGAAAGAGACCAUGUCAAAAAUUACAAGGUUUUCCCAAACAAUGAAACUUCUUUAUUACCUAAAUGUUCCUAUAGUAACAUAAUUGCUGCUAAAUUACAAUGUAGAAUGGAUAAUGAUUUAUAGUGGACUGUGCUUUACCCUUAUUGAAUUACCAGAGUGCCCUGUAAAGAUACAGAUGUUUUUCCCCUUCUCCCCCAAAAGAAAUUUUUUUACAAAGAAAAUUAGAUGUACAUGUAUAAUUCAGUGUGCUUUGUCUUUCUCCAGACUGAUAUCAGUUACACUACUGAUGUUUGUAAAUUAAACAGAUAUUUACUUCA
Messenger RNA from Octodon degus (degu), 7981 nucleotides. It is a transcript of the gene Slit2, whose product is annotated as slit guidance ligand 2. Lineage: Eukaryota; Metazoa; Chordata; Mammalia; Rodentia; Octodontidae. The transcript has 36 exons. Bases 1883 to 6400 code for a protein of 1505 amino acids. The record is from RefSeq and is a predicted model, not a curated record. Gene Ontology annotation, biological process: retinal ganglion cell axon guidance; negative chemotaxis; negative regulation of cell growth. Gene Ontology annotation, molecular function: Roundabout binding; heparin binding; calcium ion binding.